Molecule: messenger RNA, 1854 nt
Organism: Xylona heveae TC161
Lineage: Eukaryota; Fungi; Ascomycota; Xylonomycetes; Xylonales; Xylonaceae
Product: Phosphoribosylaminoimidazole carboxylase
Exons: 3
Coding region: 50-1825 (591 amino acids)
Biological process (GO): 'de novo' IMP biosynthetic process
Molecular function (GO): metal ion binding; phosphoribosylaminoimidazole carboxylase activity; ATP binding
Source: RefSeq, a predicted model, not a curated record
GCUGCAUUUUGUCCUGAAUCGCCUUUUCACAUCUCCAUCUAUAAGCACCAUGGACAAGCGCACCAUUGGCGUAUUGGGAGGUGGCCAAUUGGGCCGUAUGCUCAUUGAGGCCGCCCACAGGUUGAAUCUGAAAGUGGUGGUUCUCGACGCUGAGAACUCCCCCGCCAAGCAAAUUAAUCACCCCCACAUCAACGGCUCGUUCGCCGACCCUGAUGCCAUUCGCAAGCUGUCGAAAGAAUGCGACAUCGUGACGGUCGAGAUUGAACAUGUCAACACCCAUAUCCUCGAGGAGGUGGCCAAGGAACGCGGUGACGCCAUUCAGAUCCAACCAAGCUGGAAGACUAUCCGGGUCAUCCAGGACAAAUAUCUGCAAAAAGAGCACCUGCUGGAGCAGGGCGUUGAGACUGCAGAAUCGAUUCCUAUUGCGCACAACACCGAGGAGGAAUUGAAAAAGGUGGGCGAGAAGCUGGGCUUCCCGUACAUGCUCAAGUCUCGUACCCAGGCGUAUGAUGGCCGCGGAAAUUUCCCCGUUGAGUCCGCUGCCGACGUCCCUGCUGCUCUUGAAGCAUUGGGCAAGCGCCCCUUGUAUGCCGAGAGAUGGGCCAAUUUCAAGGCAGAGCUUGCAGUCAUGGUUGCCAAGACCAAAGAAGAUGCCUCUGCCGAUGCGUGGGAGCAGUCAACACUCGCAUUCCCGACCGUCGAGACUGUCCACGAGGAGAGCAUCUGCAAGCUCGUCUAUGCUCCUGCACGAAACGUUUCUGAACGACUUGCCCAGCAAGCUCAGAUUCUGGCGAGACGAGCCGUCGCUGGAUUCUGGGGUAAAGGCGUCUUUGGCGUCGAGAUGUUCUUGGGACAGGAUGGAAACCUUUUGAUCAACGAAAUCGCCCCCCGGCCGCACAACUCCGGUCACUACACCAUUGAAGCCUGCCCCGUGUCUCAAUACGACGCCCACCUUCGGGCCAUUCUGGACCUACCUUUCCCCAUCGACGGAACACAGAUGAACACCCCCGACACCAGCGCCAUCAUGCUUAACUUCCUCGGCGGCGCUGAUCCUGACUCCCACUUGACCGUUGCGCGCGAAGCUCUCGUCACCCCCGGCGCUAGUAUCCAUCUCUAUGGCAAGGGCGAUGCCCGUCCCGGCCGCAAGAUGGGCCAUGUGACUGUCCUGGCUGGAUCUAUGACAGAAGCCGAGAAGCGCAUCACUCCCCUGAUCGACGCCGUCGACCGGGUCCGCGCCGCGCGCAAAGACCCCUCCAAGAAGCCCCAAGCUGCUGGCUCUGUUGCCACGCAGCAGCCCAAGUCCACCCAAGCGCCACCGCUCGUCGCCGUCACCAUGGGCUCCGAUUCCGAUCUUCCCGUCCUCAAGCCCGGUAUCGCCUUGCUCCGCGAGUUCAACAUUCCCUUUGAAGUCACCAUCACCUCCGCCCACCGCACUCCCGGCCGCAUGUUCGCUUUCGCACAGGAAGCUGCCGCAAGAGGCAUCAAGGCUAUCAUCGCCGCUGCGGGUGGUGCCGCCCACUUGCCCGGCAUGGUUGCCGCAAGCACGCCCCUUCCUGUCAUUGGCGUGCCCGUCAAGGGAAGCACCUUGGACGGCAUGGACAGUUUGCUCAGCAUUGUUCAGAUGCCGAGAGGCAUCCCCGUCGCCACCGUCGCCAUCAACAACUCCAUCAACGCCGCUCUCCUCGCCAUCCGCAUCAUCGGCUCUUCCGACGUGGCCGUGCUGCAGAAAAUGGAAAAAUACAUGAAAGACAUGGAGAAUGGCGUCUACGAAAAGGUGGACAAGCUGGGCAAUGUCGGCUGGGAGGAUUAUCCUGGCAAGGCUUAAGCCCCUUCCCUCUUUUUCUUUUCUUCCCC